CACUCCCAGUGGAAUUGGGCGUGGUUUAUGACCCAGCGGGAAGCAUCGAGUUUUUCAUUCACGCCAGAUUGCUGCAGUCGGGAGAGUACGUGGAAAAUGCGAGAGUCGAGAAAUGGCUUCACUCAGGUUCCAUUUUGAGGUGUGCGACUGAAGUAGAUCUGUGGACACAGUCGGCUUGCAGUGAAGUGCUCAUCUUUUCCCCUCAUUUGCUGUUGGAAUGCACAAGUGUGGUCUAGGAUAGACUGAGGUAAUCAAGACCGCGACUGCCCAUGGCCUCUGAAAAUUCUGGUGGCAUACAGUAUGCUCUCACUGCCCUGGGAAUUGGAAUGCUUGCACUCGGGAUCCUGAUGAUGGUCUGGAGUAUUGUGCCAGGGUUUGGUAAGGAACAUGAAAUGCAAGGUGGGAACAAUAGCUCGUCAAAUGCUGAACAAUCCAAGCACAAGGUGUCCCAGGUGUCCUACAUACUGUGCGCUGGCGGGGUGUUCCUGCUCCUGAUCUCAAUCUGUCUGAGUGUUCGGGAUAAGAAGAGGAGGAGGCCACAGGAGGAAGUGACGAACGUGCAGUCGGAAUCGUCCAUAUUACCAGAACGAGUGGCAGAUAACAACAGAUUGGCUGUGCCCAGCUACGAUGAAGUGAUGCAAAGAGAUGGCGUCCUCCCACCAGAAGGCCCUGAAGUCAACCAAGGAGAGCAGAAUAUGGUCUCGCUUCCUUCUUACGAGUCGCUGGUCGAGGUUGGCCUGCCGUCGUCUUCGAAUCAGGACUCGAACCCGGGAGGCAGUGUGGAGCCACCGAGGGAUGAGAGGCCCACAUCUCACUUAGGGCACAGGUUCAGCUCGAAAAAGAUCCGCCGGAUCCUUUCAGACACAUCCCACCUCAAGAGGUUUAGACUCAACCUGAGCAAUACGAACAAUCCACCGGUUAACCUGGAGCCUCUGACCCCACCCCCACAGUACGAGGAAGGAAUGGAGAAGAGUUUUGAGAAUGCAAAGCCAUCUUGAUCUGGCACACAAUGUCAAGCCUGUUGAUGGACUAACUAAAUAUCUCAACAUUUCCUAAGAAUCUGGUCGAUCUCAUCUGUCUGCAUGUUUUACAAAUAUAAUGCAUGGGUGUCCUAGUUUGUAGAUUCCUUGAUGCUUACCGUCUCUCCAAGUUAAUCUGCACUUUUUUUUUUACAUGUGAUUUGUACAUUCAGCUGAGAACUAAGUAUAAAGAAUUAAUGAAAGAGCUGGAUGACUUGGCCUACAUCUUCAUCCCUAGAUUGCCAUUCCUCUUCUCUGCUGUGUGCACCUUAUGACAUCCUUUAUUUGGAGCAUGUUGUCAAUAGGUGGUGCAGCAGAGACCUGGAUCCUGUCUAGUAGAUGCUAGUUUGUCUCUAGUAGCAGAUAUUGUCUUGUGGAUUUGUUCCCAGUUCUUACACUAAAAUAGAUUGCAACAAUGGACCUUUGUCUGAGGUCAUUGGAGCUUCCAGAAGAUCAACUCUUAUAUAAAGGCUUUUGUUGGGGAUAGAAUUGAUCAAACUCUCAUUGACAUUCUGCUUACCUUUCAUCGUUUAGAGACUUGCCUCUUAAUGGUAUCAAUUUGAAAUCCUGUGAGGAAGAGAACAACUAUUUAAAGAAAAAUCUAAUCCUUUUGUGAUUAGUUUCUUUCCUAUAUAUAAUGAGUUUGGUUCAACAUAGGUUGAAAAGAUAACUUGUAUAUUAAAUACAUUUCAGAAUAGAAGUAGAAGUCUUACAAAUGAUUAACAAAAUCCUAAACAAUGCCAACAAUGAUCUCUCUCCCCCAGGCCUUGAUUUUAAUGGAAAAUUCCAGGCGUGGAAUUUCAAAAGAAACUCAUUCCUCUUCUUGAGGAGCUUUGAUGUUUGAUGCUUUUGUGGUUUGGGCACCAGGAGAACACCAGCUGGUCUCGCUCACCAGCCAGUGCUUCAGGAUUCUGACAGCCAAAUGCCAGAGAAGUGGGUGUUGUGAUCCCCUGGCCUGUUGGGAUAUGACACAAAAGUAUCACAGUUGUUAGGUGUUUAAAAAAAAAAACCAUUGAUCACUAAUUCUGACUUUAAAACACUGAGCUCUGUCAUCUUCAGAGGAAACUGGACACAAAUUCACACGGAACUAGACUAAAAUUGAAUGACUUUUUUUUGGAGCAUUGUCUGCUCCAAGGGUUGGUGGGAACAUUAGUUUAGAAACAGCAGUUCACAAACAAAGCGCAAAGCAUUGUCUCUGACCUUGUUCACAAUGUGACGAGCUGGUUACUAACAUAUAGGGAGGAAAAGUAUGAUUCCCUAUGAGAGCAUCGACACCUCUCUUGCACAAAAUCAUGCUUCCAGUAUUGUGUAAUGAAAGCUCAUUAAAAUUGGCAAAGGACCUAUGGGAUAAUUAACAUUCAGUAUUGGUAGCCAAUGAAAAAAGCAGGUUGGUCAUCUGUUGUGCACCUCUUCCUGUUUUCUCUAAUACUGUGGAUAGAAAAUAGCAAUUCGUUGAAUAUUAAAAUAUAGCUAUGAUGCCUGAUGGUUUCAUGGAGAUAAAAAUCUUUUGAUUGUGUUCAUUGUAAGUAGGAACAGUGUAUUUUGACGGUGCUGCUCGUUCUCACAGGAAUCCUAAGCAUCUUCAGUAUAACGACUGGGAAAUAGUGGCCAACAUUAGGGAGCUGUAAUAGGGAUGGGAGUUGGCAUUGUUGGACAAUGGGUUUUAGCCUUCUCAUAAGUCUGACAUUGUGAAUAGAUUCUGACUUCUGAUAUCCUAAACUUGAAAGGAAAGCUUCUUCCAAGGACUAUCAAUGCUUGUCCCUGAUGGGGAAAGGCAGCAGGGAAAUUUUUAUUUUGCUGACCUUUAUCUAAUGGUCUUUCUACUGUCCCAGUCUGAAGAGAUACGUAUGAUUGAAGUAACUAAAUUGCCAGUUUAGAAUGACACACCUUCUCUUCGUAUUCAUUCCCAAAGCACCCAACCACAGUCACCUCAUUAAGGAAAGUAAUUUUCCACCCACUAGCAGCUCAAAUUACAUAUAAUUGUUGAACUUGGAGCUUCCAACUAGUUUAGCAUUAAUAUUGAUGCACUUUAAGAAAAACUUACCUAUAGUAUUUCACUGUUUGUCGUAGUUGUCCUCUCACAUUUCUCUUUGUUACACUCCUGAAGUAGUUCCUUUCUUUUCAAGUUCCUUUCCAAGCUUGUAGGGCCAGAAUCCUGAACAGCAUAUUUUCUCUCAAACAUUCAUUCACAAAAGUUCCAUGUUCCACAGAUGCAUUGUACUCAUCUCCCUGUGGCAAUGACCUAGAUUUCCUAUUCACCAUGUGUUCACUGAUCCCAGUCUCUGGUCCUUGAUAUUUGAUAUUCUUUGACUAGCAACUGCUGGUAAUUUUGUAUAAUUGAUAUGUUUAAUUCAGUACUUAGUCCUGGUUAAAUCUAUAGUUCUGUAAAUAAUACGAAGGCUUCAAAGUUAGUUUGAGUUUCAUUUUUGUUUUUAAACAGUCUAAGGCCUUCUGGAAAAUUGGUGUCUUAUUUUGAGAGGAUGUUGAGUUUAUGGAAGGGAUUUGGGAGCACUGGGCAGCAAGCUUUGGCUGUUAAUAGAACAGGAGGUGCUGUAGCCAACUUUGACCACUUGAGUCCUGGGCAUAAAUGCUCCAGGGGCAAUCAACUGGUGAAUAUCACUAGUGUACCCUCUGGGGAAAAUGGGAUUAUUUCUGUAGAAGGAAGACCUGCAACUGGGAACAAGGGUGAGAGACAAUGUUUCAGCUUAGGACGUAGAAGGAAAGUUAUAAACUGAACAAUGGACAAGGGUUUCCAGAAGUCAUUCUUCUUGAAGUAUUUUCCAAAUAUACAAACCAUUCCCAUUUAAAGUUCACAUACUGCACAGCUGAGACAAGUUUCAUCCUUGUUUACUUCAGUGGCUGCAGCACGUUUCCUAUAGCCUGAUGUUCCAAAGUAACAUGUUGUAUGUGUAUUUUACAAGCUAAAUCUUCCUUAAAUGUUUUCUGAAAUAGCCUACCUUGUGCUAGUAUGGCAUUAUUCUACUCAAUUACUACUCUUUUAUUUCUUACUAAUAUUCCUGGUGAAGUGUCACAUAUGGUUAAUGUUCAAUUCAAUCCAAUUGUUUGUCAGCAGUAUCCAUUGGACUGUAGAAUCAGACUUGAAGGUUUAUUGAUGGUUUAAUUUGGAGUGCUGUUCUGUAUUAAACUCUCAACUGAGCACUGGUGAAUUGAAUUAUUGUUUUAAAAUGAUUUAGAUGGGAAAAGUCAGUUUUGUUUUAGUUUAUUUAUUCAGAAAUAAAAAAAAAUACAUUGAAAAUU
Messenger RNA from Hypanus sabinus (Atlantic stingray), 4277 nucleotides. RefSeq names its product transmembrane protein 51a (gene tmem51a). Bases 270 to 998 code for a protein of 242 amino acids. The transcript is spliced from 3 exons. The record is from RefSeq and is a predicted model, not a curated record. NCBI's taxonomy places the organism in Eukaryota, Metazoa, Chordata, Chondrichthyes, Myliobatiformes, Dasyatidae.